Messenger RNA from Hypomesus transpacificus, 2902 nucleotides. It is a transcript of the gene crfb12, whose product is annotated as cytokine receptor family member B12. Gene Ontology annotation, molecular function: protein binding. Lineage: Eukaryota; Metazoa; Chordata; Actinopteri; Osmeriformes; Osmeridae. Bases 405 to 2237 code for a protein of 610 amino acids. The record is from RefSeq and is a predicted model, not a curated record. The transcript is spliced from 7 exons.
AUCAGACCAGAAAGCUAAACCUGUUUCCUGCUUCCCCUUUGUGUUUGUGUGAGCAGGUUUGUCUUGUAAAUCCUCAUUGAAGCCACAUGCAUGUGUCUCUCAGGGCACACCUCUCCACUUUGUCAACACACUUUGUCUCGGAGUACUCUCAGUCGGUUUUAAAUUAGAAGGAAGAUCAGCUCUAUGAUGUGGACAGAAAGGCAGAGCCACCAGCGCUUACACGUACCCAAUAAUGUCAGUGAGAGUGAACAGUUUUGAAGGUGCCGGUCGUGACCAAUGAGAAUGUCCUCGUCUUCCCAUGGGAAAACAUCCUGACUGGCGAAUGCUCGGUGCCAUACAGGAGCCCCCUGUGAACACAGGCAUGAGCAAUUCAACACUGCUUAACAGGCAUUAGUAAUCAAACAAUGCUCAUCUCCCAGUUGGCCCUCAUCCCAAGGCUAAACCAACACGUGUUUUUGUAUUUAUGUGUGAGUGUGUGUGUGUGCAUGCCAGAUCCACUCUCCCCUCCUCAGAGUAUAAAUGUGGAAUUCCUUGACUUCACUGGUCGUGUGCGCUGGUUGCCGGGCCCAGGUAACCCUAGCGACACAUACUACACAGCCCAGCUCAAAGCUGUUGAACAGGAAAAGGUUUGGCGUGACCUGAGAGGGUGCAAUCAUACCGUCGCCACCGAGUGUUCUCUGGACAUCCCGCUGACCUCCAACCUCCUCGCUCACUACCUUGUCCGAGUUCGAGCCGAGAGAUGGGGGGAAACAUCACCCUGGAAGGCUCUGAACCGAACUGUCCAGCCCUACGGAGACAGUCUGCUCAGUGCUCCCACUCUGGACGUAACGGUGGAGAAUCAGAGUGUGCACGUGUCUCUGAAUCACCAACAGACUGUUCUCCCCCGCCUCACUUACAUUCUCACACUACGCGACGGGUCGGGGGGCCACAUUAGCACGGUGGAGUCAUCGUCGCAUCGAGAGUUCCACAAACUCCCUCCUAACCGCUCCUACUGCCUGUCGGCCUCAGUGAGACACCAGUUACUUCACCACAAGGUCGCGGAGAGAUGCUUCGACCUGCCUCCGCGCCAAGACUUUGGGAAGUACGUGGGCGUGGUCGUGGGCCUGUUUGGGCUGCUCGUGGCGCUGAUUGGACUAUUCGCACUCACAUGGAGCUGCCAGAAGCAUGAAGACCACACCCCCAUCAUACGGCAUAUCAGGGAGUCCUCCAAGCAGUGCUUGCUAACCCCAGAGAAUGUGCAUUGUGAGCGCCAACAUUUAAGGAGACAGCUGGAUGAGGAGGAGGAAGAGGUGGACGGGGCUUCCAACAUCUACAUAUCCAGAGUAGGCGUAGGCGUAGCUGGGGCAGACCCAGGUCUCUGGUUGAUCCUUGGCAACCAGGGUACCAACCAGGGUACCAACCAAGGUACCAACCAAGGUACCAACCAGGUUACCAACCAAGGUACUAACCAAGAUACCAACAAGGGCACCAACCAAGGUACCAACCAGGGUACCAUCCAAGGUACCAACCAGGGUACCAACCAGGGUACCAUCCAAGGUACCAACCAGGGUACCAACCAGGGUACCAACCAAGGUACCAACCAGGUUACCGACCAAGGUACUAACCAAGAUACCAACAAGGGCACCAACCAAGGUACCAACCAGGGUACCAACCAGGGCACCAACCAAGGUACCAACCAGGGUACCAUCCAAGGUACCAACCAGGGUACCAACCAGGGUACCAUCCAAGGUACCAACCAGGGUACCAACCAGGGUACCAACCAGGGUACCAACCAAGGUACAAACCAAGGUACAAACCAGGGUACCAACCAGGGGCCAGGACCUCCCUCCCCGGCCAUCUCCGUCAACCCAGGCCACCUCUCUGACUACACCUCCGCCUUGGAUGACCUGGAGUGUGACCCGCUGACCCCUGAGGGACCUGCAGGCCCAACGGAAGACACCCAGCUCCCACAGGGCCCAGACACGGAGGGGGAGAGCGACCAGGGGAGAGCGACUGACACCGGAGUGACCCACUCAGACGGGACAACAGGUCUUGGAGUAACAGUCCAGUGGGGAGAGACAGACAGCAGGGUCACAGCUGGAGACGUAAACUCGGACAGCGAGGGAGGCAGGGACAGGGCUGUGCAGGAGGACAUGGCCCCAGGUCACUCUCCUGUCCCCUGCGAGGCGGAGUUAGAGAUGGAGGCAAAGUCUUUGGUGGUCGUCCGCUCGGAGUACCAGUCUCACUGGAUGCCUUGAUCCCCCCCCUCUCCCCAUGGUGUCCAGUAAUAUUGAGACCUAAACCUGGCUCAUUACUCUUUUUUUACAUUGUUUUGUUCAUAAUAUGGGGUCCAUACAGGGAUGCCACACUCACACAGUAGUCAGGGGUCAGGAUUAAUUAUGAUCUAAUCAUGUAUUUAUUCUGAAGACAUGGCACUGCUUAAAGUUUUUCAUCGUAUCGCGACCUCUUAUUGCAUUGGUGGUCAUCCUGUAGGCCUAAGUUGAUAAGGAAGGGUCUCAGAGAUGAAAGUUGGGUAUAAAAGAGGAUGUCUGGAUCCUUGUCUUCUCCUUGUUGCUGCUUCUUGCUCAGUCCUACUUCUCCCUGCUCCGUUGUCUCUUUCUCUCUCCAAUCAUUUGACAGUAAUCAUGGAGAGGUAGGAUUUAAAGGAAGAUCUAAAACCUUAAUUUGGUGUCAUGUUGGCUUUAAUGUGAUGACAUUCCCCCCCCCAAUUCAAAUGAAGGGGUUGUUAUCACGCUCAGCAGAUGCCUGAUAAUGAUCAUUCAUUUGAAUCAGGUGUGUGGAACAGGGAAACAUCUCAAACGGAUAUUCAAUCCUUGUCCUCAGGGUCCUCUGUCCUGUGUGUUCUAGAUUUUCCUGACUGUGUUUCAUUUGAAUAAAUAGCUUGUGUUGUCAUCUAAAUCUA